Pristis pectinata (smalltooth sawfish) is the source of this 5694-nucleotide messenger RNA. It is a transcript of the gene sik3, whose product is annotated as SIK family kinase 3. Gene Ontology annotation, molecular function: ATP binding; tau-protein kinase activity; protein serine/threonine kinase activity. Lineage: Eukaryota; Metazoa; Chordata; Chondrichthyes; Rhinopristiformes; Pristidae. Gene Ontology annotation, cellular component: cytoplasm. The coding region runs from base 32 to 4114 and encodes 1360 amino acids. Gene Ontology annotation, biological process: protein phosphorylation; microtubule cytoskeleton organization; intracellular signal transduction. The transcript is spliced from 25 exons. The record is from RefSeq and is a predicted model, not a curated record.
CGCCCGCCCGCCCGCUGGUGUUUUCGACAAGAUGGCGUCCGGCGGUGCAGCGAGGAACGGCAGCCUCCCUCAGCCCUCGCCGCACAAAACCGGGUCGGCCAGGAUCGGCUACUACGAGAUCGAGAGGACCAUCGGCAAGGGCAACUUCGCCGUGGUCAAGCUGGCCACCCACAUCGUCACCAAGGCUAAAGUUGCUAUAAAGAUAGUAGAUAAGACACAGCUGGAAGAGGAAAAUCUGAAGAAGAUCUUCAGAGAAGUUCAAAUCAUGAAAAUGUUAAGGCACCCUCACAUAAUUAGGUUGUAUCAGGUUAUGGAGACGGAAAGAAUGAUUUAUUUGGUGACAGAGUAUGCAAGUGGCGGAGAGAUAUUUGAUCACCUUGUGGCCCAUGGACGAAUGGCAGAGAAGGAAGCCCGAAAGAAAUUCAAGCAAAUUGUUGCAGCUGUCCAUUUUUGUCACUGUCGAAAUAUUGUACAUAGAGACCUGAAAGCUGAAAACCUACUCCUGGAUGCUAACCUUAACAUAAAGAUUGCAGACUUUGGAUUCAGUAACAUCUUUACACCAGGACAGUUGCUGAAAACAUGGUGUGGGAGUCCACCGUAUGCAGCUCCUGAACUAUUUGAAGGAAAAGAAUAUGAUGGCCCCAAAGUGGAUAUUUGGAGCUUGGGGGUGGUGUUAUACGUGCUGGUGUGUGGAGCCCUACCGUUUGAUGGCAACACACUGCAGAACUUGCGGGCCAGGGUACUAAGUGGCAAAUUUCGAAUUCCAUUCUUUAUGUCUACAGAAUGUGAACACUUGAUUCGACAUAUGCUUGUGCUAGACCCAAGCAAACGCCUAUCUGUGGAACAAAUCUGCAAACAUAAAUGGAUGAAAAUAGGUGACCCUGAUCCAGAGUUUGACCGGUUAAUAACAGAAUCCAAACAAGUCAAAGUAGAAAUCAAGACAGAGCCUCUGAAUGAGCAGGUACUCAUGUACAUGACGGAAUUGGGUUUGGAAAGAGAACGCACACUACAGUCAUUGAAAGCAGAUGCCUAUGAUCCCUUUAGUGCAAUUUACAGUCUGCUGUGCGACAAGCUAAAGCGGCAUAAGACAUUGCGCAUCUCUGCACCGCCAAGUGUUCCUCGCUCUAUGCCCUUUCAGUCGCCUGCUAAUGUCCAGGCUGAGCAGACGGGUAACACAUUGAGCCUAAAUGUGCCACAGGUACAGCUCAUCAAUCCAGAGAACCAGAUAGUGCAGACUGAUGGUAACAUGAAUCUAGAUAGUGAUGAAGGUGAAGAGCCAUCACCAGAAGCAUUGGCACGAUAUCUCUCCAUGAGAAGACAUACUGUUGGCGUUGCUGACCCCAGAACUGAAGUUCCAGAAGAUCUGCAGAAAUGCCACCUGCCUGGUUUUCCACGUACCGUGCCUCAGGCUCCUUUCCUGCAAGUUGUUCCAAAUGUUAAUUUAAUGCAGAACAUGCUUCCCACGCAGAAUUUACAGCCAGCCACACAGCUGGAAUACAAGGAACAAUCCUUACUUCAACCUCCAACUCUACAAUUGCUAAAUGGUAUGGGACCUCUCGGUCGCCGUGCUUCUGAUGGUGGAGCCAACAUCCAGUUGCAUGCCCAGCAGUUACUAAAACGUCCAAGAGGCCCUUCACCUUUGGUCACCAUGAAUCCACAUGCUGUGCCAGUCGUGACACCAGUGGAUGAGGAGGGCUCAGAUGGUGAGCCAGACCAGGAAGCUGUGGAAAGGUAUCUGGCUAACAGGUCUAAACGCCACACUCUCGCAAUGACCAAUCCUACAGCUGAGGUUCCCCUAGAUUUGCAGAGGCAGCUGGGACAGCAGCAGGCAAUCCGUUCACGGGCCUGGGUUCCUCACCCUGAGCAGCACAGCCGUGUUUGCUACAAAGACCCCAAUACCCUGCACCUUCCAACUGAACGAUUCUCUCCAGUUCGUCGUUUCUCAGAUGGUGCUGCUACCAUACAGGCAUUCAAAGCUCAUCUAGAGAAAAUGGAGAAAAGCACAAACACAAACAGUAGCAUAAAGCAGCUGCAGCAGGAAUGUGAACAUUUGCAAAAGAUAUAUGGAAAUGCAGUGGAUGAAAAAAUAUUUGAGAAGACUCAACAACAGCACAUUCUUUACCAACAAGAACAGCAACAACAAAUCCGACACCAACAGAUUCAGGAAUGUAUUCGGCCAGCUCAGCCUUCACCUCCAUUGUCAACAGCUUCAUUGGUACAACAUGUGGAAAACCAACCAGCAUUAAUAACUCAUCAGCUCCAAAGGUUACGAAUUCAACAUGAACAGUCAAGCCCCCCUCCAAAUCAUCCCAACAAUCAUCUCUUCAGCAAGUCUAAUAAUAGUCCUCCACCUGGCACCACAGCCAUCAUGCAGUCCAGCAGUUGUGCUGCCUCUCCAUCCCAGUUUCAAGGCAUACCAUCCCAACAUGCUCUGUUUCAACAGCCCAGUAAUAGCCCCCCUCCCCCAAACCUUAAUCUUCCUCGAAUGAAUUUACAGUCUGGAUUGUCACAGCAGUCGCAAACACAGCCAGUUACAAUUCAAGUCCAGGAACCUCCAGAUAUGCUCAGCAACAACUUGCUACAAGGUGCUGGGCAAAAUCUGCACACCACACGUCCCCGUGGAAUCAUCAGUUCAGGGAAUCAGAUUCCCCUUCAACAGAGAGGGUUGCACAUGCCAUCUCUUGGGCUUGGACAACACAGGGCCCUGGCAAAACAACUGAGUGCUGACAGUGCAGAGGUAAACAGUCGACCUAUUAGUCGGUUUUCUCCUUUGAGCUAUGACCAGACGCACUUGCACCCUCACCUUUUCCAGGAGCAGUUCCGAUUUUUAACUAACAACUUCAAUCCAGCAACAGCAAUGUUUUCCCAAGGCAUGAAAAUUGCACAGAUGGACUCACUUUCAAACUAUAACCAAAAUAUAGCUGGUAAAGCCGUCAUGCAGCACGAACAUCAACAACAAGAUUUCACAGCUUCAUCACUACAUCAGGCAUUGCUUUCUCCAACGCCAUCUGACUACACAAGACACCAGCAAGUUUCUCAGCAGUAUGGCCAUAUGAUUCAGGGACUGCUAUCACCCAGGCACUCUUUGACAGGCCAACAGGACCUGCGUUUACCUCCUGCUGAAAUGCCACAUUUUUUAAAACGUCACCAGCGGCAGCAACAACAGCAAGAAUAUGACUUGCUGAGGCACAUGAACCAAGGGGUGGGGGAUGCUGGAAAUAUGACUGCCAACUUGUGUGGGCAGCAACAGACUUUAUCAGAGCGACAGACAUUAAAUAUGCCUUAUCAGAGUACAGAAACGUAUCAUCAGCAUCGUCUGCUCCAGGUCAGAGGCCAAGAUCAUAUUCCACAGCCCCCUUCGUCAUCCCAAGGCCACAGUUUUGUACGUCAUCCCCCACUGAUGCAUUCGGAGAGUAUGGAAGAGGAUUGUGUGAAUGAGGGGAACAGGGAGGGGUAUCAGGACAAUACAGACUCAACUGACACAUCCACCAAAUGCUGCCAAGAGAAUCCAGUGCUGCUCAAUGCUAUUAGGUGUGGGGCUGCAGAGCCACUACUAGCAAAUAUAAAUCAUGUGCACAAAAUGGGUGUUUCACAGCCUUACAGUCACCAGGCAGUCCCUGGCUUUGCCGGAAGCAAAGUGCCAAGCAGAGAGUCCAUGACAGGGGAUCGAAUGGAUGGAAGGGCUCCCAUGCAGCCAAUGGAAGUAAAUGAUCACAACGGAAUUGGUUACACAAUAAGACAGUCAACUAGAACUCUCCAACGGCAUCACACCAUUCAGACAAGUGAUGAUGCUUAUGACCAGGCAGAACCUUCAGGGAUGAGUUUAUUAGCUGGAAAGGUGCUUAGCUCUGCUCGUAUGUCAGAUGUUCUUAGCCAGUCGUCACUCACGGGGAGUCAACAACUGCAGAACAGAGAGAGUGAAGAGCGUGAUGGAAGUUCGCAAAGUUCUGCCGAACCAAACCCAGGAGAGGGCUCAGCACAUUCAAACAGUUCUUGCUGCCCUGCCAAAUGCAUCACUGACAUCCUGAAAGAACUGAAUCCACCAUUUGACAACAAACUAUGUCCCUACAAACAUCCUGAUUUGGCCUUUGGAAUGGAGCAAGCAGGAGUGUAGCGGAUAGAGUGACGAGUGUGUUCAGCUUUGAGGUGAAAGGUCCAUUUUGCCAACAGUAUCUAUCAGCAUCAUGCCCAAACUUCAUUGUAUUUCUUUCCAGCACAAUAUCGUGACUCGUCCCCUGUCAGUUGAGUGGUUGCGCUACUUGCCACACCUGUCAGUACCAGUCAUGUGGAGAAGAGAAGACUGAAGUUUUCAAGAUUACAAAAGUGAAAGUGCAAACAGCCCUGGCUCCCAGGCAGUCUCGUAUGUCAAGCCCUCUCCUGACCUAAGCCUGCCGAAACAAAAACCCACCAAGCCCUGUGAUGUCACUUUAUCCAGGGAGAGUAACUGAGUAGUUCAGCAUGCGCCCUGAGGCCUAAUUUACUCUGUGAGCAAUAAGACUGCUUGCUGUCCCUCUGGUACUCCUCCAUUUUCAAUUUUUGCCUAACAGUGGUGCAAUAUGCUUUGUUUUUCAUGUUUCUUUACCCGUGUUGAUCACUGUGCUUUCUUUCUCUUGUUAAUAUCUGCGUCAUUUACCAAAAAAAAGUGUACGGCCAUUUCUUUUAAGGCAAGUUAGAUUUUAUGGUUUUUAUUUCCCAUCCAUGUAGAACCUGUUAUGUUACUUUACGAUAUGAAUUAAAUGAACUGUGUUUAAAAGGAAAUUGUCAAAAUAGAUGAUUUUGUUAUAUUUGAAUUGUAACUUGCACCUUUGUUAAAGUAUUUUUCCCUUUUUAUGGCAUUGUAAUUGUGACUUGUUUCCUUGUGCCAGGUGAAACUUGUUAAUGUUAACCCUUUGAAAUUUCACAGUGCGUAUUAUGUUUCUAUGUCUUUUUUUAUAUAAAAAAAACACCUAGAGCCUGCCAAAAAGACCAGGUUUUGGGCUACUUUCUGAACUCUAAAAUUUAUCAGAAAAAAAAUACAUUUAGAUUGAAAGAUUUAUCUGCUUCAAAAAGUGUAAGAGGCAGAACUUUGAAAGGAAUUUGCACGAAUGGAAAGAGAGACUACAGCUAACCCAGUCAAGCAGUGUUGAACUGUGAUUUUAGUAAUCAUGGUUUUUUAACAAAAACAGAAAAGUAGCUUGGGACAGAGAAUUUUUAGACCUGAUUGAAAAUUAAAAUAUCAUCCAUUUAUCUGCUUCUAAACUACAUAUCUGUCCAAUUUCUGUCAUUUGUAAAUUUUUUGUUACAUUUAUUUGAUGAAAAAAAAGUCAAAAACUUGAUAUUCAGCUGUUUAACGGGAAGGUACCAAGAAAACACUGAAAGCUUUUAUUGUAUGUAUCUUUUCUUUGUUUACAUGACACUGUAUUUAUGGGAGAGUCAACUGCCAAUCCAAGGAAAAAAAUCAGAACUGAAAUGCAGUGCCAUCUCUCAUCUGUAACACAUUUUUAAUGUUGCUUUGUAUUGUAGUAAUCAAUACGCAGUAUAUGUUGAAUGUAUAUUAAUAUACUUUGCUAUUUCUGUUUCGGAAAUGUUGAAAGUACCUUUUUCUUGUUUAUGUUGGACAAAAGGUUCAGUGAUCUAGUACAUUGUGUGGGUCACUUGCAACUAGUAAUUUAGUUGGAAAGUGGGAUCAUGACAAAUAAAACCUAUGUAAUUUGA